Symsagittifera roscoffensis is the source of this 3226-nucleotide messenger RNA. RefSeq lists its product as uncharacterized. The transcript has 14 exons. Lineage: Eukaryota; Metazoa; Xenacoelomorpha; Acoela; Convolutidae. The coding region runs from base 1 to 3093 and encodes 1030 amino acids. The record is from RefSeq and is a predicted model, not a curated record.
AUGGCGUUCAGGUACUUGUGCGACGGUGCCUCGAAUGAACUGAGCAAGGUGCGCGCCAUCUACAUCUGGGUCACAACGCAGGACUGCAAUCAGGUAGACAACUCAGUCCAGGUUGACCUCAACUCCCCUCUGGGAUAUCUGGCUGCACUCAAGCAGGAGAAGGGCUCCUAUGCUGGACUGUUCGGACGCAUAUGCACUGAGUCGGAUGUGCCAUGUGUGACUAUCCGUGGAUUUGCCAAAGGGGUUGGAUACCAACCGGGCCAGAAGAUGGACGCUGGCAAUUUUGGGGCUUCCUGGAAUGCAGUGCUCAUUGAUAAGUACUGGCGACUCAUAGACGUGCAUUGGGGUGCCAGGUUCAUCACAGGCGACGACAAGAAAGACGACUGGAAGCUGAUUGACUCGGACACCUCAGCAGCAGUGGACAAAACCCAAACGAUGACAUACGACUCAGAUGACUUCUACUUUCUCUCUGACCCGGACAAACUUAUCUUCAGCCACUUCCCAGACGAACAGAGGUGGCAACUGCUGGACACGCCCAAACAGAUCGCACAGUUCGAAAGACAGGCCUUCAUAAAGAGACAUUUCUUCAAAUUAGGUCUCAGCAUCAAGUCGCACCCCGACGCCAUCAUCGAGUGUCCCGAGGGAGAAUCGGACAUCCAGUUUGCCCUGCCCAUGCACACUUGGGUCACAUUUGCAUACAAACUGUUCGCCAUCAGUUCCUCAACCGUCGAGAAAAACAUCGUCUCAUCUGCUAGCAAACUGGGCCAGUUUGUUAUUCAGCAAAGCAUGAACAAAAUUAUCUCUUUUAAUCUCUCAUUCCCCAUGACGGGCAACUUUUUAAUCGAGCUCUACGCGACUGCUGAAUCGCUUGAAAAAGAUGCGAAUAAGAGGGCGAGUUACAUGAAUCAUGUUUGCUCGUAUAUUAUUAAUUGCACGAAGGCAAAGCCGGAUUGCGAGGCGUUGCCGAAGACAGCAUCGCUGAAGGGAUUUGGGCCAGGAAUUGACGCAAUUAGGAAAUCCCUCGUGCCUCUGAGCCACCAGAGUGGGGUCAUAAUCACCGCAACAGGUCAAGUUGAGGUCAGAUUCAAAAUGGAAAACGGACUGGUAGACUUCGCUCAUUUCUUACACAGCAACAAAUACGACGACGAGAAGUUGGAAAACUAUUGCGUUCACCGAUUUGUAGACGACGAAGUCAUUUUCUCUGUCAAUUUGCCCUCUAAUGGUGACUUCACCCUGGAUAUUUUUGGAGAACUAGAAAACAAAGAGGACAAUAAAUCUCUUCCUCACAUUUGCAGUUACCUAAUUAGGUGCAACAAGCCAGGAAUAACCAACCCGCCUUUUGCAGCGACCCUGGAUAGCAUGUUUGGAGUCAGAGGCGAAAAAAAGUACAUGGACAAAAAUAAAAUUAAGUUCAACCCUCAAGAUCCAUUUAUUGUCACCGAUUCGGGCGAAGUAGUAAUUGAAGUUGAAUCGGAUCCCUCUAUAACUUUCCAAGGAGCGCUUCAGUACCGAACUCCGGAGGACCAGUCGGAACCUAUGAACGAUCACGUGUUCUUCGAAAGAACGGGAGACGUCGGCAAACUCCAACUUACAUUGCCGAAAGCGGGUUUCUACCGACUCGGUGUUUUCACGCGCAAGAAAAGCAAGCCAGACGCGGAUCCGGUUGAAGUUUUCAACUACUUGAUUAACUGCACAUCAGUGCAUGCAGAUUUAAUUCAGUAUCCGGUGCCUUUUGCAAAUUGGACCGAAGAUUGCGUGCUGUAUGAGCCAAAACAAGGUCUCUUGCCGUACGACGAAGAGAUCAACUUUUCUGUUUCUAUCCCGGGAGCGGAGUCUGUUUUUGUCGUGCGACCUGGCGAAGCGAAUGAAGAAUACGAGAAAGUGUGUCCCCUAACAAGGUCUGCUGAUGAUGAUGAUACUUGGGAUGGGAGCAUCAAAACAGGAGUGAGUACUGGAGAUCUGCAGCUGGCUGUGAUUUACAAGAAUGGAGAUCAUCCCCAGGGUCUGCUCAAAUUCGAGGUGCUGAGCAAGGAAGGAACAAUUCGCCUGCUUCAAAACCCGUCCAGCCAAUCAGUAGAGGACAUGUCGGAGAACAGGUCGGACGAGUAUGAGAAGCAGUUGAAGGACAAAGAGGUGGAGUUGAUCAGAAGGAGGGAUGAGAGGGAGGAGCGACUGAAACAGGAGUUGCAAGAAAUCAACCAGGCUCAAAAGUGUGCUGCUGAGGCUGAGGCGAGGGCGGAGGCGCAACUGCUGGAGCUGGUGGAACAGAGCAACAGGAUGAGUGCGGAUGAGAGAGCCAGACAAAAGGCGGAGACUGACCUCCGACUGGCCAGAGAAAAGGCCGAUGAGAAGAAGAGGGACCGAAUCCGGACUCAGCUGAGGGCUGCGAUCAAGCAGAGGAACAAGGGGGAGUUGGUGAAAGCACUGAGGCUGUUUGAGGAGAACGAGAUCCCGGACAUAGAUGGGGACUACUUGGAGGGACAGGAACUACUGCAGUACUUCCAGCUCAGAUCAGAUCUUCUGAAGGCAAUUGAGGUGAGGACUGUGCCGAAAUUGCAGAAGGCACUGGAGGCGGUGAAGCGGUCUAGCAGAGACAUGCAGUACAAGUUGGAGUUGGAAACCGCAAGGGCCGAGAGGAUCUUGGAGUCGUUGCGCCACAUAGAGAAGCUGCGACAUGCGAUCAUGAAACUGGACCAGAAGACAAUAGCUGAGAUCAAAGGCUACUCCAACCCACCCCAAGAAGUCCACCAGAUAUUCAAGGCAACCCUACUCUUAUUGGGCACGCCCCUCAAGGCCACUGAGAAAUGGAUUGACUGCCUAGUCCACAUUGGCAAACUAGGUCGGGACUCUGUAAAAAGAAGAAUCAACACCUUCAACAUUGCCUCGGUGUCCAAAGAGACGGCGGAGAAAGCCAACAGCAUCCUCAAAGAGUACUCCACAAACCAAGUCAGAAAUAUAUCUUCGGGCGCUGCUGCUUUCUACGUAUGGUCCAUAGGCGUGAUCAAGGAGAUCUACGACAAGGAGCGUGAAGAGAUUGAGGCACAGCAAAUGGGUGACCAAAUACUCGAUGACGAAAAUGAUGACUCAUUUUGAUUUGGCUCUUUUGUCAAAAUCCGAAUCAUUCAAUUAACUAAGUGUUUUUAAGAGUGUAAACGUAGGAUUACUCAAUUUUGUUUUUUAUAUAAUGUUUAUUCUUCAAUUAAAUAAAACUGAGUUCUCAAAAGAA